This is a messenger RNA of Chaetomium strumarium, 1019 nucleotides long. RefSeq names its product putative exosome 3. Gene Ontology annotation, biological process: RNA processing. The transcript has 2 exons. Gene Ontology annotation, cellular component: nuclear exosome (RNase complex); cytoplasm. Gene Ontology annotation, molecular function: RNA binding. The coding region runs from base 256 to 924 and encodes 222 amino acids. Lineage: Eukaryota; Fungi; Ascomycota; Sordariomycetes; Sordariales; Chaetomiaceae. The record is from RefSeq and is a predicted model, not a curated record.
UCUUAACCCAGCUCCGGACCCUUUGGCGGCAGAAUUUCCUUAGCUCAGAUUUUCUUCCCACUGCUCAUGAUCGCACGACCCGGGUGCACAGUUUCCGACCGACGCCAAGGUUCAGCAUCUCCGAGCAUCUCGCGUCGUCCAUUCCGCAAUUCCAGAACGAGAUUCCGCACCAUUUAUUCUCUCCCACUGCGGGGCAUUAACAACGUCCAGCCCAGCAGCUACCGUACUGUGGUAUAGUCGCAUCGAAUCUCCCCAAUGACGACAAGCGCCCCCACCCUGGCCAUCCCCGGCCAGCUGCUAGGCCCCGCAUCUAAGUACCAGCCGGGCCCGGGCACGCACCUGCACGAGUCCAAUCUCUACUCCUCCCUGCUGGGCCAAGUACACAUCACGCAGCCCGCGCGUGCGCCCGGCCCCGCCAAGCGGCUGACCAAGAUUACGCCCGCACCCGCGCCGGCUGAACUGCCUACGAUUUCAGUCGCACCGGUACGAGCCCCUUCUUCCGGGUCGGCGGCGACGUCUGGUGGCAGCACAAAGAAGAGGGAAGUUCUGCCGGAGGUGGGAAAUGUGGUGCUGUGCAGGGUAAUCCGGAUCACGCCGCGGCAGGCGGUGGUCGCGAUCCUGGUGUGCGGGGACACGGUGCUCGAUGCGGAGUGGCAGGGUUUGAUUCGCGUGCAGGACGUCCGGGCGACGGAGAAGGACCGGGUGAAGAUCUACGAGAGCUUCCGGCCGGGGGAUAUCGUUCGGGCCGAGGUGAUUUCACUCGGCGACCAGGCGAAUUACUAUCUUUCGACCGCAAGGAAUGAGCUGGGUGUUAUACUGGCCACGAGUGAGGCGGGGAAUACCAUGUACCCCGUCAAUUGGAAAGAGUACCGGGAUCCGGAAACCGGGCUAACGGAGCUACGGAAGGUUGCGAAGCCGUACUGAGGGGUGCCAGCGGCCUACUAGCUUUGGCUUUCAAAGUGUGAUCACAUCGCAGGCGCAAGUGCAGGGCGCUGCAUCCGGCCGUUGGAGCCAGGUUG